This is a messenger RNA of Yamadazyma tenuis ATCC 10573, 1561 nucleotides long. The record is from RefSeq and is a predicted model, not a curated record. NCBI's taxonomy places the organism in Eukaryota, Fungi, Ascomycota, Pichiomycetes, Serinales, Debaryomycetaceae.
AAACAUGAGCGAUUCGUUUGCCAGUAAAGAAGAGGCAGAAAAAGUGUUUGGCCGUUUGAAGCAGCACCCCACCAAUCAGGUGUGCUUUGACUGUGAGAACAGAAAUCCCACCUGGACCUCAAUCCCCUUUGGGGUGAUGUUAUGUUUGGAGUGCUCGGCUGUCCAUAGGAACUUAGGUGUCCAUAUAUCAUUUGUCAAGUCAUCAAAUUUGGACUCCUGGCAGAGAAUCCAGUUACGGAACUUCAAGUUUGGUGGCAACAAUGCCGCCAAGGACUUCUUCAUGAAGAACGGAGGAAGCCAGUACUUGAAUAAAUCGGUUGAAGCUUCUGCCAAGUACAACUCUAACGUGGCCAAAAAGUACAAAGACAAAUUGAAGCAAAGAGCGGCCGAAGAUGCCAUUAAGAAUCCAGACGUGGUGACUUUGGACGACUUGAACGAUGCGGAGGAGGUUAGCAACAGCAGUAACAGUAGUGAUUCCAACUCAAAUAACGACUUUUUUUCCAACUGGAGUAAACCCAUUACUACGACCCCAUCACCACUUGGGUCCAAGAAUAAUACUCCUUCUGCAUCCACCGAAGACUUGACGGCUCCAAGCACGACUCUGACUCCUGCUGCCAGAAAACCUAUAACUACCAGGACGUCCAGGAUAAACAGAACUGCAACUUCAGCGUCCACCUUGGGCAAUAAGAAGUCGUCAAUUUUAUCCAGCAAGGGAAACGCUCCCAGGAACUCUCGCUUGCAAAACAAGCGGAUCAACAAGACUGAGGUGGAGGACAUCGAUUUCGAUGAGCUUGAAAGAAAGGCUAAGGUGGAGGCUGAGGAGGCUAAGAAGUUGGGAUAUAAGCCAGAGGAAGAAGCAGAAGUACAGUACGAUUUUUCCACCAAGCCGGUGCAAAGUUCCAAAACUUCAGGUAGUGGGUCGGGUGGUUUGUCUUUAGGGGGAGCAGGUGCCACGGAGAAAGAAAGGUUGGCUCCCGCACCUAUUAAGGAAACCACCCAGCAGUUCCAAAAACUAGGAUUCGGUAUGGUUGUUGGUGAUAACACUAUCAAUUCCAACAAGAAACAGUAUAAGGAGGCCGCAUAUACUGGAGAAGUGUCCAAACGGUUUGGUGCUCAAAAGGCUCUUUCGUCGGAUGAAUAUUUUGGUAGAGGACCAAGAUUCGAUAAAGAUGCCCAGGUAGAGGCUCGGGAAAAGUUACAAAAGUUUGGUAACGCUCAGCUGAUUAGUUCGGCUUCAUACUUUGGCGAAGAUGAACAACAAGGUAACCCACAAAGAGGCAGAGCAACUUCCGGCUCCCUCAGGGAUUUGGAAAGUACCGCCAGAGAUUUUGCCAGUAAGUUUUCCGGUAAUGCCAAUCAGGAUUUGGAUGUUUUGAAGGAUGUUUUGGAAGAUGGUGCGAAUAAGGUUGGUAACUACUUGAGGGACUUCUUGAGAUGAGUGUUUUACUCUAUACGUAUAUAUCGGAAAAGUCAAUUUUAUGUAUUAACCCGAGAGGUGGCUAAUUUGUUUGUUUAAACUUUAAUACACCCUAAGAGAUAGUUUAGAGGCUCACAAAACAUC